AUGGCGCCCGUUCCGCAGCAACCACCGGCCACUCAGACGCCACCGGCCGAGCCGUUAUCGGCGCCCUACACCUUUCCUCACCAUAAGCUGAAGCGCCGUGUCUCGAGCCUCGAUAGAGUCCCCGUGGUCCUCGUCGCCUGUGGCAGUUUCUCGCCCAUUACCGUCCUGCAUCUGCAAAUGUUUGAGAUGACGCAGCGCUAUGUCCAAGACACGGCCUUCCAAGUUGUUGGCAGCUACCUCAGUCCGGUCAGCGAUGCCUACAACAAACCCUCCCUGGCCCGCGCCCACCACCGCGUCGCCAUGUGCUCCCUGGCUGUCGAGGACGGCACCGGCAUCAUGGUCGACCCGUGGGAAACUCUGCGCUGCAACCAAGCCGGCGAGCCCGUCUACACGAGGACCGUCGACACCCUCCGCCACUUUGACCACGAGAUCAACGACGUCCUCGGCGGCAUCCAGGCCCUCGACGGCAGCCACAAGAGAGCGCGCAUCGUCCUGCUCAUCGGCGCCGACGUGGCCAUGACCAUGAGCGACCCCAACCUCUGGUCGCCCUCGGACCUCGACGUCAUCCUCGGCUGCUACGGCGCAUUCAUUGUCGAGAGGCCUACCCAGACCGACAUUCAAAAGGCUCUAGAACCCCUCAAGCAUUACGACAAGAUUUGGGUGGUAAGUUCCUUCUACAACGACGUCAGCUCUACCAAGAUCCGGGCCCAGCUACAGAACAGGGAAACCGUCAUGGACCUUCCCAAGCUGGUCUACGAGUACAUCAAGCUGCACGGCCUCUACCAGGGAAGCUCUCUGCAAGGCCAGCAAAAAGACGGCCGGUAG
Molecule: messenger RNA, 825 nt
Organism: Hirsutella rhossiliensis
Lineage: Eukaryota; Fungi; Ascomycota; Sordariomycetes; Hypocreales; Ophiocordycipitaceae
Product: cytidylyltransferase-like domain-containing protein
Exons: 1
Coding region: 1-825 (274 amino acids)
Biological process (GO): NAD+ biosynthetic process
Molecular function (GO): nicotinamide-nucleotide adenylyltransferase activity; nicotinate-nucleotide adenylyltransferase activity
Source: RefSeq, a predicted model, not a curated record